CUCAAAGCCCACUUUGAUGCUCUCCUCAUGAUCAUGAUUAUGUUCUUGUUCUCUCAAUAUAUAUAUAUAUAUAAGAAGGGGAUUGUGUCAUUUGGGUUUGGUUUAGUUGUUCUUGUUGUUUGUUUAUUCUUCUCAUUCAUUCUUCCCAAGUCUCCACCUUUUGUGUUGUGUGCAUAAUUAAAACCUUUUUUUUGUUAUAAUUUUUGAGUUGGGUUUCUCUGGUUAUAUAGAUUAUGGCACAAUUACCUCCCAAAAUCCCAAAUUGGCCUGAUUUUUCUCACCAAAGAAUGCCUUCAAUGGGUGCAUUACCACCCAAUAAUCCAUCCGCCGCCGCCGCCGCCGCGCAAAACCCUUCAUGGGUGGACGAAUUCCUCGACUUCUCGUCGGCGAGACGCGGGUCCCACCGGCGAUCCGCCAGCGACUCCAUUGCCUUCCUUGAGGCUCCAAUGCUCGACGAAUGUCGCCGCGGCGGCGCACCAAAUCAUCCUCCGGGGAAUUCUAAUAAUCACAACGGUCAUCAUGAGUUUGAUAAAUUUGAUGAUGAGCAAUUCAUGUCAAUGUUCAACGAUGAUUUGUCCGGUGCUGUGGCCCACACUGUGUCUUCGUCGAACCCGUCCUCACCGUCCGAUAUGAAUAGUAUUAAUGAUGAGAAGGAAACUACAACGUCCGAUCAAAAGCACCAAAUAAGGAUUAACGAAUCCGAUGAGGUGCAGAGCCAAGAGGAGUCCGAGACACUGGAGACACCAACAGCUUCAAAUGAUCGAAUUAUCGACCCUAAAAGAGUCAAGAGAAUCUUGGCAAAUAGACAGUCUGCGCAAAGAUCAAGGGUGAGGAAGCUACAAUAUAUAUCAGAACUUGAACGAAGUGUAACAUCAUUACAAGCUGAAGUUUCUGUGUUGUCACCAAGAGUCGCAUUUUUGGAUCAUCAACGCUUGCUUCUGAAUGUUGAUAAUAGUGCUCUUAAGCAAAGAAUUGCUGCCUUGGCUCAAGAUAAGAUCUUCAAAGAUGCUCAUCAAGAAGCACUGAAGAGGGAAAUAGAGAGACUGAGGCAGGUGUACCACCAACAGAACCUCGAGAAGAUAGAAAAUGGAGGAGGACUAUCCCCAGCAGCAACUGAGUCCAAGUCUCAUAAUACUGAUAAGAAAGAUCAACGGCUUCUCCAAGUUUGACUCCAAUCCGAUGAAUAAUAUUAUUCUCUAAAUUAAGUUGACUAAUAAAUAUGAUUUAUUUGUUGAAGUAGAGAUGUGGGUUCAAAGCAAAAUUUGAUUUUAAUUAGGAUGAAAAUCAUUGAAAAGC
Messenger RNA from Tripterygium wilfordii, 1296 nucleotides. Its product is annotated as basic leucine zipper 61-like. The coding region runs from base 234 to 1169 and encodes 311 amino acids. Lineage: Eukaryota; Viridiplantae; Streptophyta; Magnoliopsida; Celastrales; Celastraceae. Gene Ontology annotation, molecular function: DNA binding; DNA-binding transcription factor activity. The record is from RefSeq and is a predicted model, not a curated record. Gene Ontology annotation, cellular component: nucleus. Gene Ontology annotation, biological process: positive regulation of DNA-templated transcription. The transcript is spliced from 4 exons.